CCAAGAAAAUGGAAUUCUCAGUCAGCUCCAUGGUCGUCUCCAUUGUUUGUGUGGGGUUAAUAGCAUUGGGGUGGAAAGUAGUGAACUGGAUUUGGUUGAAGCCGAAGAAGUUUGAGAGGCACCUAAGGCAGCAAGGUCUUUCUGGAAAUUCUUACAGGCUCUUGAUUGGAGACUUGAAUGACAACUCCAAGAUGACCAAAGCGGCACUAUCAAAGCCCAUGGAGCUCUCACAUGACAUUGUGCCUUAUGUUCUACCUCUGCUCCAUGAUAUCUUCAACAAAUACGGGAGAAAAUCUUUCGUUUGGCUUGGCCCAAUGCCGAGUGUGAUCCUGUUUGAUGCUGAAUUAAUGAGGGAAGCUUUUACAAAGUAUAGGGUGUAUGAGAAGCCACAUUCAAACCCACUCAUCUCAUUACUUGCGACUGGCCUCGUAGGCCACGAGGGUGACAAAUGGGUCAAACAUAGAAGGAUUAUCAACCCAGCUUUCCACGUUGAAAAGAUGAAGGAUAUGUUACCUGCAUUUCAUGCUGCUUCUGAAAACAUGUUGAGCAAAUGGGAGAUGCUUUUCUCAUCAAAGGGGACUUGUGAAGUGGAUGUGUGGCCUUAUCUUUGUGCUUUUGCGGGCGAUGUGAUUUCUCGGGCUGCAUUUGGUUGUAACUUUGAAGAGGGACAAAGGUUUUUCCAGCUCCAAAAGGAACAAGCUGCUUUUAUACGCAUAGUUCUGGACUCGGUCUACAUACCAUUUUUCAGGUUUCUACCAACUAAAAUGAACAGGAGGAUGAAACAGAUCGCCAAGGAAAUGGAUACUUGUUAAGGGGAAUAAUUAACAAAAGAGAGAAGGCAAUGAGAGCAGGAGAAGCCACUGAAGAUGACUUGUUGGGUAUACUUCUGAAAUCCAAUUUCAACGAGAUUCAAGAGCAUGCCAAUGACAAGGAUGUCGGGAUGAGUAUCGAAGAAGUGAUAGAAGAGUGCAAAUUAUUCUACUUAGCUGGAGAAGAAACGACCAGAGAUUUGAUUAACUGGACAUUAGUGCUAUUGGGAAAAUAUCAAGAUUGGCAAAUGCGUGCGAGAGAAGAGGUUGUGACGAUCUUUAAGAACAACAAACCAGACUAUGCUGGGUUAAAGUGCUUGAAAAUUGUGAACAUGAUCCUGUACGAGGUUCUUAGGUUGUACCCAUCAGUUAGUUUCACGAUCCGAGAGAUCACGAAGGAGACGAAACUAGGAGAUAUUUCUCUACCACCUGGUACGCAGCUUGCAGUGCCAAUCCUUUUUGUUCAUCAUGACAAAGAAAUCUGGGGUGACGAUGUCCACGAAUUCAAACCUGAGAGGUUUUCUGAAGGGAUCUCAAAGGCAACAAAGAAUCAAGUAGCAGCAUUCUUUCCAUUUAGCACAGGUCCCAGGACGUGCAUUGGACAAAACUUCGCGAUGAUUGAAGUGAAAACGAUUAUAACGAUGAUUUUACAGCGCUUUACGUUUGAGCUUUCUCCAGCCUACAGACAUUCUCCUUCAAACAUUCUCACUCUUGAACCACAAUAUGGUACUCCAAUCAUUUUUCAAAAAAUCUAGGACUCAAGUUCAACUUUGUUAGUUGUAAUGCUUCUCAUAUUUCCAUAUAAAUAACAUGUAAUAAUUAGCACUUCAAUAAAAUGUUUGUGUAAUGUUUUGAUUUGUAUGAGAACUUGAUCUUUCAAACGAUAUUUUCUGCACUAGCU
Malus domestica (apple) is the source of this 1710-nucleotide messenger RNA. RefSeq names its product cytochrome P450 CYP72A219-like. Gene Ontology annotation, molecular function: monooxygenase activity; oxidoreductase activity, acting on paired donors, with incorporation or reduction of molecular oxygen; heme binding. NCBI's taxonomy places the organism in Eukaryota, Viridiplantae, Streptophyta, Magnoliopsida, Rosales, Rosaceae. The record is from RefSeq and is a predicted model, not a curated record.